GAAAUUUCCCCCCAAGCUGCCGGCGACUUCCUCCCUUGAAAAACCGGUAAAGCUUGAUGAUUUUCCCUUAUUUUCUUGUCCAAGAACUUGAUUUGGAACCCAGAAAUCUCUCCCCCCUGCAGGAGCUUCCGGAUCUACCUUGCUCUGCUUCUUCACCGCCGGCUGCUCUUGCUUUGUGGGGGCGAAUUGGCUUGUUCCCUGCAGAAAUUCCCCAAAUUCCAGCCGGCUUCUUCCCCCUUGCACUGCCGCCGGCCUCCCCUAACCUGCAGUCCGGUUCCUUGCUUGCAAAUUCUGGAAGCGAAACCGAGGACGAGGAAACCACGGGAAGUGACGAGUUAAAAAGCUAGCCAUUUCAGGAUUGAUAUAGAUUUUAGAAAUAAAUCAUGAUCUUGUAUUUGGAGAUUUUAAUUGGAGAUUUAUGAUAUCAGAGUAAAUUUUAAAGAUUUGA
Molecule: messenger RNA, 448 nt
Organism: Rubroshorea leprosula
Lineage: Eukaryota; Viridiplantae; Streptophyta; Magnoliopsida; Malvales; Dipterocarpaceae
Source: the annotation of a GenBank genome assembly